UAUAUUUUAUCGUCUAGACAGGAAAAAUACAAUUUUGGUAGGAAAACUCGGUUUUACAGUUUUGGCGGGAAACUAAAUUUUACGGUUUAAUUGGAAAAACUUGAUUUUGUGAUUUUGGUAGGAUAUUGUUUUAGCGGGGAAACUCGAUCUUACGGUUUUAUCAGGGAAACUCGAUCUUACGGUUUUGGCGGAAAUUUUUGAUCUUACGGUUUUUGCGAAAAAAACUCGCUUUUGCGGUUUCGGCGGGAAAAUUUUAUCUUACGGUUUUGUCGGGAAAACUCGAUUUUGCGGGUUUUGUAGGAGAACUCGAUUUUGCGGUUUUGGCGGGAAAAUUCGAUUUAGCGGUUUUGGCGGGAAAACUUAGUUUUACUUAUGGCGGGAAAACUCGGUUUUACGAAUUGGCGGGAAAGCUCGGUUUUAAGGUUUUGGCGGGAAUACUCGUUUUUUACUGUUUUGACAGAAAAACUUGGUCUUAAGGUUUUCGGUUCUAGCGGAAAAACUCAAUUUUUUCGAUUUUGGCAAUAAAACUCGAUUAGGUGGGAAAACUCGAUUUGUAGUUUUGGCAGAAAACUCGAUUUUUGCGGUUUUGGUGAAAAUAUUCAAUAUGUAAUUUUGAUGAGAAACUUGAUUUUAUGGUUUUUUUUUUGUAAAAAAGGUUAAAGUUUAAUAAGAAAAUAGCAUAUAAUAUGCAUAUCGUUGAAAAAUUGCGUUGACAAAAAAUGUAUGAAAAAUGGAUUACAUUUAGUUUAUUUAAAUUGAUUUAGAUAUAUAUGAUAAAAUAAAUACAAACUUGGUUUAGUAAUAUGUGUUAAAAUUUUGGAGUUUUUUUAUUUGAUUUGAUUUUAUGUUGGUUAUAAUUUAUUAUUGGUUUGGUUAUUUUUUGACAACAAAAUAUUUUCAAGUCUCAUUUUAUUGGUUUGGUUAUAGAUUUUUUUGUUUGGGUUAGAUUUAGUUUAUUAAAUUUUAAUUAUAUACAUGUGAAAAUAAAUAAAAUUUGUUGUUGUAAAAUUGGUUUAUAAUUGAGUUUUGUUAUUUAAUUAUAUUUUCAGGCGGCACCAUAUGCAGAAAUAAAAGUUUAAAAAAUUAAAUUAUAUUUAAAAUAUUUUUUUAAUUUUAAUUAUAUGUAAAAAUUAAGAUACAAUAAAUAAUUUUUUAUUUAAUUUUUAAUAAUAUUUAUGUCUAUAAUUCUAAAAUUAUAGACAUUUAUAAUUUUCAAGUAUUAUUUAUGUGGUUAAAAAUAUUAUUUAUUUAUUUUUAAUAAUAUUCUGAACAAGGAUAAGAACCUAAAAUAUCAAAAUAAACAAUAUAUCUGAAAUAUGUUUGGAUAUUUGUACGAAAAAUAGUCAUAUUACUCGAUUCGAUCCAAAUCUUUUAAAUAGAGUUAAUUACAUGACGACGCAUCUAAAAUAUAACACUAAUUAUAAAAAACAAAUAUACCAAUAUAUAAAAUCGUAAAAAUCAAACAGAUUAUGUUUCUCUUGCUGCAAGAAUCAAAAAGAAGCCAUAUUACUAGAGGGAAUACGACGGUAUAUAGAAAAAUGAAACAAAUUAGAAUUAGGGCUAAUUUAUGUCAAGAAGGAAAACUUGGUGAGCAAGUCCCUUCAUAUGUAUUAAUGUGAGCAAUUAGGGUUUCAUUUCUUUACUAAAACUAUUCAUGUCUCUGAUUCUCAACCAGCCCCCGAAGCUAUGCUUGCGGAAACCAGUGUUGGUAAGAUGCUCUCCUCUUCACCACUCUAAUGGUUACUCAUCUGCUUCAUUGCCGCAAUCACAAACCCUUCCUUCAACCAUCUUAUGCGCUGAUCCUUGUAGACCACAUCUCGUAAGACCCGUGUACAGGAGGAGGGAUGGUGACAUGGAUAUUCUUGAUUACGAGAUGCCUAGUGAUUUUAUGGAGGUAACGGAAAUGAUAGGAACAUCCAAUGGAUGGAUAACGUCUUUGGUGGACGGCAUUGUGCAAAUCCGGGAACACCCGGGGAAGAAUCGUAAACAGUUGAGAAUCAUUUUUUUACCUCCUCAUGUAACGCUGCCUCUAUGCCAAGCCCAAAUGGCCACCAACGUGGCAAUGUCCUCAUCUUCUCCGUUGAAAGAGGAGUGUGUUGUGGCUGUCAAGUUCUGGGGACCUCAACUAAGCAUUUGUAAACCGGCUCAAAGCAACGCCGAGUGGAUCAACAUCAGAAUCUCAAACCCUUGUUUCUUUUCAUCCCCUGUCAUGUAUUCGGAGAAAGAGGACAUGUUUCGCAUUGUCGGAUCUGGAGGCCACCUUGUUGGAUCAUGGGAUCUCGGCAAACACAAGUGCACACCAAAGAUUCAGAGACUUCAAUUUCAAAACCUUCCGGAGCUGAGCAAGGCCAAGCGGGAGCUUCUGUACUCGAGCAACACAAGCGAACACUUGGUGGAGUCAAGAACAACCGGUGAAACUUUCAUGGUUAAGUGGUACAAAAGGACGGCCAAGACCAUCUACUGCAUAGAGAGAAUGGAAACACAAGCUUUAAUGGUGUUCAAGAUAGACGAAGAAGGCAACGCUGUUUACACUCAAGAUAUUGGUGAUCUCUGCAUUUUCCUCACAAAGUCUGAAUCUUUCUGUGUCCCUGCUUGCUCUGUUCGCCACAUGCGUCCUAAUCGCGUCAAACUCAUGGAUGUCGACGAAUUCACUAUUAUCGAUCUCGCUGCUCAAAAGUGGAACUGAUAAGAACAUUAGUUUGGACUUGUGUUUUUUUUUUCCUGAGACUAGAGUCUUGUCUUUUUCUUUAAAACCUUUCAAAUAUCCAAUCUAAUUUUUUCGUAAUAUUUAAUAAGCUUUUUGUCAACCUAAACAUAAAUUAAUCAUAAAUGUUUUUCAAAUUUUCCUUAAAUAAAAAUCACGAAAUUAUGUAAUGUACCUAAAGUAUAUAUGACAAUUAAUGAUUUUGAAUAAUAAAGAUUUGAUUAAAAUUAGUCUAUUUUCUAUCAUUUUUUUAAAUUUUAACUUAUUAAAAUAAAUUAAAUAACCACAUUAACUAUAUAAUAAAAAAUUAGA
This is a messenger RNA of Brassica rapa (field mustard), 3016 nucleotides long. RefSeq lists its product as uncharacterized. The record is from RefSeq and is a predicted model, not a curated record. NCBI's taxonomy places the organism in Eukaryota, Viridiplantae, Streptophyta, Magnoliopsida, Brassicales, Brassicaceae.